AUGUGGAGCGUGUGCCGUGGUUGGCUUCACGCACGACGAAUACGAUAUGCAAAUAUUUGCCCAAGUACUGUGCACCCCAACACUGAUUUGCCGUACAUCAUGCGCAAUGGCAAUGCGGAGACUUUUUGUCGAUCGCUUACAUCGAUUCGUGAAGCCAUAAAGCUCCGGCGUCUUUCCGCCAAGGUUCCCGGGCUUUUCGGCAUGCACGCUCUCCAGCUUAUUACAAGCUGCAUACUCCGCGAAUUGAGUCAGCUUGUUCGCCUUGUGAAUCCGAUAGAUUCUGGAAAUUAUCGCCUCUUUGAUGUCCAUUGGUCAUACAGAUUCCAGCAAGCAAAGUCGCUGCAACGAUAAGCGAAAGCAUUGGUCAUCUGCGCCAUCAUGUCUGCCCCAACACUACCUUUUUCACAGAUGUCUGUGCAAGAUAUCCUUGCCCUUGCCAAACCAGAUCCAGAAUACGAAGAGAUCAGGAGAUUCUGGCCACCCUCGAGCAUUGACACCUUAGAGCAAGAUGUUGCGAUCUCGAGACUUCGCAUGUUCACGUCUCUGACUGAGGAAAUGGAUGAGCUAGAUCCAUUGGUUACGGAGACAGAUCUCUAUGCGACUGGGCGGGAUGGAAACAAGAUUCGAAUUCGCAUUUGGCGCAUGAAGGAUGGCCUACAGCAGGAGGCGGAACCUUCACUAAUAGUCCUCUACCACGGCGGCGGAUUCGCUAUGGGAAGUCCAACACAGAUGUCACAAAUCGCAAGGGUACUCGUGAAGCAGUUCCACGCAGUAGUCGCUGCUCCGGCCUACCGCCUUGCUCCAGAAUAUCCAUUUCCCUGCGGGAUCAAUGAUUGCUGGGACAGUCUAAAGUGGAUUGCUAAGAACGCACUUGGAGAACUAAAAGCUCAUCCACGUACAAGUUUCAUCAUCGGCGGUUUCUCUGCUGGCGCGACGAUCUCAGUAGUGUUAAGCCAUCUCGCGCGCGACGAAAAGCUCGAGCCUCCGUUGACCGGCCUCUGGAAUAGUUGCGGUUCUUGUCGACUGAUUGAUGGCCACAAACUCGGCGACGAGUACGACAUGAGGCUCCUGAGUCGGAACCAGGAAGAAGUGCGCAGCGAUCCUUUGCUCUCUGCAGACAUGCAAAAGCUUUUCUUGCAAUGUCUUAAACCCGAUACUACAUCCGAAUUAUACGCGCCGAUGGUUUGGCCGACAGAAGACAACCACAAGCACCUGCCGCCAACAUACUUCCAAAUCUGCGGGCUGGAUGCCAGCCGUGAUGAAAGCUUUCUAUUCAACGAGCUUUUGGAGAAAGACGGGAUCGCUACGAAAGUUCAUCUCUAUCCCGGGCUACCGCAUUGCUUUUAUUUGACGCUACCAGAUUUGAAAGCCUCGCGACAAUGGCCCAUGGACACGAUUGAAGGCUUCAGAUGGCUUCUCAAAGUAUGAUGUUUUUGCGCUACGACCGUGGCAGUUCGCUCAACCUUAGGUUCGAUGAACGCCGAUCAGGGUUUAUCGGGAUGUACUUCCGUAGCGUUUCCUCAAAGACCGACAUUUUCACUCUGUACAUUUCUUCAGUAUUGAUCGUCGUGGACAAUGCGCUGAGCAUUGCGAGAUCGCUGCUCACCUGGGCAUAAAACCGUCGGAGGGCGGACAUAAUCGGAGAAGGGACAUAAAAAUGGCGAGGAGGAGGGGACUAGUGGGGGCGACUAUUCCUACAUUGCACUCCAUGGCUGUUGGGAUUACGUAGGGCCUGUCAGCUCGAUUUUGAGAACCGAGCCCCAGCUACGGUAUGCG
This is a messenger RNA of Dissoconium aciculare CBS 342.82, 1776 nucleotides long. Its product is annotated as alpha/beta-hydrolase. The coding region runs from base 379 to 1428 and encodes 349 amino acids. The record is from RefSeq and is a predicted model, not a curated record. The transcript has 3 exons. NCBI's taxonomy places the organism in Eukaryota, Fungi, Ascomycota, Dothideomycetes, Mycosphaerellales, Dissoconiaceae. Gene Ontology annotation, molecular function: hydrolase activity.